UCGAGAAGUGGGGGUCGUGUCAGCAGCGGAGACCGGAAUCUGAGGAAGAUAUAAUGACACCGAGCUGCCUUGAAGCCUGGCUCCACCCCUGCUUGAACAUCAUCGAACAAAGCCAAUUCGCAACUCAGCAUUCCAAAAAUCCCUUUGAAGUUCACCUGUUCAUUCCAGGCAGCAGAAUUCCAACUUUUAGAAAAGAGCAGGAUGUUCCAACCCCAGUGUUAGCGUUCACUCUCUUACCCGUACGAGGAAAUGCAGGCCGUCUCAAGACCAACCCCCUAUUCUAGACCUUCCUAUCUGAACUGUUUUCCUCGAUACCCCCGCAGAUCAUCGAAGAAGUCCAUCGUCGAUUUCUCCUACUUGCUUUCCCGGUUCAAGGCUUUCAACCAUAGCCGGCCGGGCAACUUCUCACCGGACAUGCCUAAGAAACACGAAACCCCUUCCUCCAAACCACCCAAGUCCUCAAGCACUCGAGCCAACUCAGACCUUGUAGUGAGACAAGUAUCAGGAACACACAGCAACAGACCCUCAUCCCCAACUGAAGGUAGUGGAGGAGGAAGUGAGGCCCAAAGCACCCCUCAGAGAUCAUCACCUUCAUCAACCUCUUUAUCUCGCAGAUCCGAACUAGCAGAUCGGCCUGCUCGCACUACUGACUCGGGAACCGGUCGAAAUCGGACGAGUCCCGUACCAGCCGCAUAUAUUGACAACUACUUGGCUUAUCGCAAGGAAGCAUUCAUCAAGAUCUUUAUGGCGAAGGUCUGCGAAUGGCUUGACGACAACGUCUAUCCUCUCGAGGAGGCCUACGAACAGGACGGGGACUGCCAACGUGGCUCCAAAGCCUCUAGAUCAGGAGGCGUCAGAAGGCGCGCUGCCGAACAGCGUCCCGUAUCUGGUCAGAAGCGGCAACUCAAGGGGCGCGAUCAAGACGACGAAGGCUCCGAAAACGACGAUAGCAAAGAACAGAAGCCCAAUAAGAAGCGUACGAAGACGGACGAGGACGAUAACCGUCCCAAAUUUGCAUGUCCUUUCUACAAGCACAAUCCCGUCAGAUAUAAGAGCCAUCGAACCUGCAUUGGUCCUGGUUGGCCCGAGAUUCAUCGGGUCAAGGAGCACAUCUACCGCAGGCAUCGCAUUUUCGCCUGCAACAGGUGUUUCGAUAUCUUCGAGAGCGAAAAGCCACUCCAGGAGCACCAAAGAGCAACUGUAUCUUGCCCCGUCCUAGACGAGGAGAAGCGCAAGCUAGACCCAGGCGCAGGGAUGGAUCAAGAGACGGAGAAGCACCUCAGAGCGCGUAGGCAACCUGGUAAGCACGACGCCAACAAGCAGGACGAUGUCAGCAAGUGGUACGAAGUAUAUUUUACCCUGUUUCCGGGGACGCAAGACUCGGAAGACCCUCCAAGUCCUUGUAAGUUUGAACCUCCAACUUAGAAUAGAAACCUGAGAUGAGAAAAAAGCCUAAGUAAUUG
This is a messenger RNA of Colletotrichum godetiae, 1463 nucleotides long. RefSeq lists its product as uncharacterized. The transcript has 4 exons. Bases 250 to 1425 code for a protein of 391 amino acids. The record is from RefSeq and is a predicted model, not a curated record. Lineage: Eukaryota; Fungi; Ascomycota; Sordariomycetes; Glomerellales; Glomerellaceae.